This is a messenger RNA of Medicago truncatula (barrel medic), 732 nucleotides long. RefSeq lists its product as uncharacterized. The transcript has 5 exons. Bases 1 to 732 code for a protein of 243 amino acids. NCBI's taxonomy places the organism in Eukaryota, Viridiplantae, Streptophyta, Magnoliopsida, Fabales, Fabaceae. The record is from RefSeq and is a predicted model, not a curated record.
AUGUUGAGACCAGUUGCAUUCUUGAGAGAUAUCAAUGAAAAGAAAGACUUUUGGAAAGUUGCUGUUAAGGUUACAGACAAAUGGAGCGUUGUAAAGGAUGGGAUGGAGCACAUGGAAAUGGUUAUUGUUGAUGCCAAGGGAACCGACAUUCAAGUUAUCAUUCCAACGGCAUACAGGGCUGAAUAUGAGAAACUUAUUAAGGUUAACUCAACUUAUACUUUAAGCAACUUUCAGGUCUUUCCAAAUGACCUGGUAUUCAAAGCAUCUGAUAACAAGUACAAGUUGAAAUGGACUGGUGGAACUACAGCUGUAGACGCAAAUGUCCAUGAUAUCCCCUUACCUAACAUGAAGUUCAAGCCCUUGGCUGAGAUUAUUGCUGGGAAAUGGCGUGCUGAUCUAUUAGUUCAUGUCAUAGGGUAUGUUCAUGAAAUUGGAUAUUGUCAAGUUAUGGCUGGAACUGGUAAAAAGCUACAGGUUAAUUUUCUGAUGAAAGACCUAAGUGAUAUUUCUCUUAACUGCACUCUUUGGGAGGAUUAUGCUGCAAAGUUCAUAAAGUUUAACAAUGAAAACAAAGAAACUGGUCCCAUUAUUGUUAUGUUGAAGUAUGGCAAGAUCAAGGAAGAAGGCAAAUACCCUCUUAGUGUCACAAAUACUUAUAGUGCUACGAAGUUGCUUAUAAAUGAAGACAUAGCUGAGAUCAAGAGGUUUAGGGAAAGGCAAGUUUCAUUCUGA